GUAAUCUUUGCUUUGAUAAAAAUCGUUACUAACGCUAUUUCUCAGUAAUAUAUUUCUAUAAUUCCCGAAUUUGUAUUUGCGGUGACCUGUUUUGAAUAUAUUUUCACUGUGCCAUCUACUCUUAGGUAAAUACAUAUCCAAAUAACACAAUGACUUCAGUACCGUUCAACGUUGGCCUCGGUGACGACAACCGUGCAUCCAGCAGGGUGCUCCGCCCCCCGGGCGGCGGACAUACUGACAUUUUCGGAGGGGACCCGGAGCCGCCGCGUGGCCGUCGCCAGAAUCCUGCCGCUGCAUAUGCAACAUCUCUUGGCGAGCAUCAGCCCCAUAAUGGCAACGCUCCGGCUCAGAAUGGGCAAGAAACUCCAGCGCCAGCCCCAACUCCCGAAGCUCAACCCAAGACUGAAGCGCCGGCCUCCGAGCCAGCGAAGCCGGAGCCCGUGGCGGCGGCCCAGCCGGCCCCGGAGCCUCCGAAGCGUGUCCGCGUGCCCCCGGGCGGCUUCUCCUCCGGGCUCUGGUAAAACUGGAUACCCAUAGCUUGGUUUCGUGGCGUUAAUGUAUUCUCGCUGGGACCAGUGAUACUAAUUUUUUCUAUUUAGCCUAUUUGUCAAACGUGCCUUUGUUACGAAAAGCUAAGAUUUUCGGUUGUUUUGUUUGGAGUGGAGUCGUUCUGGUCCCAUGUUAGUUUUCUUAGCGUAUUUGCUUAAAGUAAGCCGGUGUUGCAUUGGUACUUGUUUAAUCCUCGCAGAAUGCAAAUUCUAUUUUUACUGAACAUGUAACUUUCGGUACUAGUAUUAUUUUAGGAGAUUAUUCUAUAUUUAACCACUGCAUUUUGAGCUUUUGUCAAAGCAAAACUUUGCUAGCCAACUCUCUAUUAGAUUAACUUCUUGUCACAAAAUUUUUGAUAAUUUUAACUUUUAUUGGCCAAAAAUGUAUUUGUAAUGUUUACACCGGGUUCUGUACCAUACUAAUAAAAAAAAAAAUAGAGCUCCUUGAGAGCUGUUUGAAAAACAUUCCCCAUUUUCUUACAGAGAUGACAAGUCUGAUCUUUAUGCUUGGUAUGGAGCCCUAGUUGUUUCUCUAUUUUAGUGUUGUAGGUUGAGAGCUUGUUUGGCUCUGACUGACUUGUGCCUCCACGUUGACAUAAUGUUGUACUUAAAGGUUACGAUCUUUUGCAUUUAGUUUUAUUAAUAAUGGCCUACGGCAAAGAAUGCGAUUAUGUAUAUUGAUAAUUAUAAUUGUAUUUUUAUAUGAAUUAAAACACCAUUAAAACA
Molecule: messenger RNA, 1274 nt
Organism: Cydia splendana
Lineage: Eukaryota; Metazoa; Arthropoda; Insecta; Lepidoptera; Tortricidae
Product: skin secretory protein xP2
Exons: 3
Coding region: 150-521 (123 amino acids)
Source: RefSeq, a predicted model, not a curated record